Lecanosticta acicola is the source of this 3767-nucleotide messenger RNA. Lineage: Eukaryota; Fungi; Ascomycota; Dothideomycetes; Mycosphaerellales; Mycosphaerellaceae. The record is from the annotation of a GenBank genome assembly.
AUGGCACGCGGCAGCAACGCCAAUGGCGCCUCUACGCCAGGCAAUGCGUCCCAAAAAGCUGCACCGGCAAGCUCAGCCAGACACGUUCACAAGCAGCAGAGCAUCGCUGGAUUCUUCCAAAAGCGGCCAUUGCCAGCCGUUGCAGCCAGCACUCCAGUCAAGCGCUCUGCCGAUGACUCCCCUGCACCGAAGGCCAUACGCAGCGGUGGUGAUGCAUCGAGCGCUCUCGCCUCUAGUCCACAUACCGCUCCCGGAGCAUCUCAACAGAGCUCUGUCGGAAGCGGUCGUAACAAGGAGAAUGGUGAGUGCUGCGUGCCUGCUGGAGAGACCAGUGACUGACCCACUGAUAGAGACGCCAGGCACCAACUAUUCCAGUCCUUCACGCAAAGCCAAGAAGCAGGUCAAUUACGCAGAAUCCGAUGAAGACGACGAUGAAGCGCUGCAGCCCUCCACAGGAAAUCGUCGUGCUGCGAAACGUCGCCGCAUCAGCGUCAAAGAUGACGAUUCAGACGAUGAAUUUGGCCUUGAUGCGAGCACGCUGGCUGCAUUGGAGAGUGACGAAGGUAUGCUUGGCGUCUUGUGCCUUCACUGGGGCCACUUACGAGGAAGGAUCAGUGUCUUUCUCCCUCUACUCCGCAUCGAAUACGCCAAGUUUUGCAGACUCCCAGGCUGACAAUAAAGCCUCAGACAUGAACGAUUUCGUGGUGGAUGAUGACCUAGAGGACGAGGCCAAGCCAUCCAAGUCCAAGAAGCGGAGCUCUGCCCCGAAGGCAUCUGCACGGAGCCCCGAGAACCCGCCACCACCGCCUCAUGAAGAGAGCGAGGAUGUCCCGAUAUCUGGUUCGACGACCACCCAGUGGACGUUCGAUCCAGAUGCUCCUCCUGCGACUGAAAUACGUCGCGAAGCUCCAAUUACAAGCAAGCAGGCAUCAACUGGGCAAUCGAGGAAGCAGAAGGCGCACGUAACAGAGCCCGCUGACCGUUAUCCCUGGCUAGCUUCCAUUCAGGACGCGGACCGCCAUCCACCAGAUCACCCUGACUAUGAUCCUCGGACGAUUUUCAUACCGCCAAUGGCCUGGAACAAGUUUUCGCCCUUUGAGAAGCAAUACUGGGAGAUCAAGCAGAAGUUCUGGGACACUAUCGUCUUCUUCAAAAAGGGUAAAUUCUAUGAGCUCUACGAGAACGAUGCCACCGUCGGACAUCAGCUGUUCGACCUCAAGCUCACUGACAGGGUCAACAUGCGCAUGGUGGGUGUUCCUGAGGCGAGUCUAGAUCACUGGGCAAACCAGUUCGUUGCCAAGGGAUUCAAAAUUGCAAGAGUAGAUCAGAUGGAGACUGCCCUGGGAAAGGACAUGCGAGAGCGAGACAUCAAAGGCAAGAAGGAAGAAAAGGUCAUUCGCAGAGAGCUCGCUUCUGUGUUGACGUCGGGCACACUUGUGGAUGGGGGCAUGCUCCAAGGCGACAUGGCUACCUUCUGUGCAGCCAUCAAGGAAGGAGAGGUCGAUGGCAAGCCGUCGUUUGGCAUCGCGUUUGUGGAUGCCGCUACCGCUCAGUUUCACCUCACGGACUUCGUUGAUGACGCGGACUUGACACGAUUUGAGACUUUUGUCGCGCAGACCCGACCUGGUGAAUUGCUGCUCGAAAAGGGAUGCAUCUCAGCCAAAGCGUUGCGAAUUCUCAAGAAUAACACGCCCCCUACCACAAUCUGGAACCAUUUAAAGCCUGACAAAGAGUUUCUAACAGCCGAGAAGACGCGAAUGAAGAUUGCCGGCGAGGGCUACUUCGAAAGUGAGACCGAGGACAGUGGCGAUUCAUGGCCGAUCGUGCUGCAGGAGGCCAGAGCAAAGGAGCUUGUCUUUUCGGCAUUGGGUGCACUGAUCUGGUAUCUCGGGACCCUUAAAAUUGAGCGCGACCUCAUCACAUGCAAGAACUUCGCCUGGUACGAUCCGAUUCGGAAAGCUUCCAGCCUUGUUCUCGACGGACAGAGCCUGAUCAAUCUCGAGAUCUUCGCAAACACCUUUGAUGGUAGCACCGAGGGUACACUCUUCACCAUGCUUAAUCGCUGCAUAACUCCGUUUGGGAAGCGUAUCUUGAGGCAAUGGAUCUGCCAUCCGUUGGCAGAUGCGCAGAAAAUCAAUCAACGAUUCGACGCGGUAGAUGCUCUCAACGCCGAUGGCACCGUCAUGGACCGCUUCACUGCAUCUCUCACACGUCUUCCGGACCUGGAACGCCUUAUCUCGCGCAUUCAUGCAGGUCGUUGCAGGCCGCAAGAUUUUGUCAAGGUACUUGAAGGGUUUGAGCAGAUAGACUACACCAUGUCCCUGCUUGGAUCUUUUGGCAAGGGAGAGGGCCUCCUGGGACAGCUCAUUGCGGCCAUGCCGGAUCUUGCUGGCGCAUUACACCACUGGAAAGAUGCUUUUGACCGCCAAAGAGCCAAAGAAGAGGGCUUACUGAUCCCUCAGCCUGGCGUUGAAGAAGAUUUCGACGAGAGUCAAGACCGAAUCAAUGGUAUCGAGAAGGAGCUUAACAAGCUACUUCAGAAGUGCCGGAAGGAUUUAGGCUCCAGCGCCAUCAAAUUCACGGACAGUGGAAAGGAGAUCUACCAGUUGGAGGUGCCCGUUAGGGCUAAAGCCAAUAUACCAAAGAAUUGGAAGCAGAUGUCGGCAACUAAGCAGGUCAAGCGAUGGUAUUUCCCAGAGCUAGAAAGCUUGAUCCAGGACCUGAAAGAGGCUCAGGAGAUGCAUACGCAAGUUGUGAAAGACAUGUCGGGCCGCUUUUUCGCUCGUUUCGACGAGGCUUACGGCAUCUGGCUCGCUGCCGUCAAGAUUAUCGGUCAAUUAGACUGUCUCAUCUCGCUGGCAAAGGCUUCGUCCUCCAUGGGCUCACCCUCCUGCAGACCAGUAUUCGUGGACGACGAUUCUGCUCGCAGUGUUCUCGAAUUUCAGACUCUGCGUCAUCCUUGCAUCGAGACCACGACCAAUUUUAUACCCAACGACAUCGGCCUGGGCGGCGAGGCUGCGUCUGUUACGCUGCUCACCGGAGCGAAUGCCGCUGGCAAGUCUACCAUUCUGCGUAUGACUUGCAUCGCCGUCAUCCUCGCCCAGAUUGGCUGCUAUGUUCCUUGCGACUUCGCUCGUAUGACUCCGGUCGACCGCAUCAUGUCUCGUCUGGGAGCGCACGACAAUAUCUUUGCUGGCCAGAGUACGUUCAUGGUCGAGCUGAGCGAGACCAAGAAGAUCCUUUCAGAGGCCACACCACGCUCCCUGGUCAUUCUCGAUGAGCUUGGCCGUGGAACGAGCAGUUGUGACGGUGUGGCGGUUGCACAAGCAGUCCUACAUCAUGUCGCCACACACGUCGGCUCUCUGGGCUACUUCGCUACCCACUAUCACUCCUUGGCCGCAGAGUUCCAACACCAUCCCGAGAUUUCCGCGAAGCGAAUGGCCGUGAGAGUGGAGCAAGACGUGCGCAACGUCACCUUCCUCUACCAGCUCGAGCCCGGUGUUGCAGAAGGCAGUUAUGGAAUGCAUUGUGCCGCCAUGUGCGGUAUCCCAGACAAGGUGAUUGAUCGGGCGGAGCAAGCGGCCCAAAACUGGGAGCACACUGGUCGUAUCAAGGAAUCGCUUGAGCGGGCUCAAGAAAGCAAGUGGCUGCCAUUGGGACUUUUGAGCGAUGUGAGCUGGCUGCUCAAGCACAACGCUGAUGAUGAACAGCUCGUGACGACCGAGAGAAGCCUUGAAGUCUUACGCCAGGCGAUUGCGGCGCUUUGA